AUGGCUAGUCAAGACAGCAGUAGCAGCAAUCCCGACGUCGUUGGUGGUCUCCCCAAGUCUGGCAAAAUGGAUACCGUCGACAAGUUUGGUGAGCCUGACCGUCGCGCAUCGCGGGCGGAUAAUGCCAACGAUCUUCUCGAGAACCUGGGCUACACUCCCGAGCUGGCGCGAACCCGAUCCACCGCUCAGGUCGCCUUCAUGUCUUUCGUCCUCGCCGCCAUCCCCUAUGGUCUCGCCACAUCUCUUUACUACCCUCUUGUCGGUGGCGGUCCUGUCGACAUCAUCUGGGGAUGGGUUGGCGUCUCUAUGAUUAUCGUCUGUGUUGCUGUGUCCCUUGGUGAAAUUACCAGCAUCUAUCCCACUGCUGGAGGCGUGUACUACCAGGCUUUCAUGCUGUCGCCGCCUCGUUGGCGUCGCGUCGCUUCUUGGAUUUGUGGCUGGCUGUACGUCGUCGGUAAUAUCACCAUUACCCUUGCCGUCAACUUCGGCAGUGCCCUCUUCAUUGUGUCAUGCGUCAAUGUCUAUGAGUCGUCGCCUGGUGUCGGCAUCUUUGCCGGAAAGCCCUACCAGGUCUACCUCAUUUUCCUGGGUAUCACCCUACUGUGCAAUGCUGUUUCGUCUCUUGGUAACAAGUGGCUUCCCUGGCUCGAUACUGCUUCCAUCUACUGGACCUUUGCCGGUAUGCUUGCCAUCAUCGUUUGCAUUCUCGUCAUGGCCAAGGGCGGCCGUCACGAUGCCAAAUAUGUCUUCACCCAUUUCGAGGUCUCGUCUGGCUGGCCCGAUGGCUGGUCCUUCUGUGUUGGUCUCCUACACGCUGGAUAUGCUACCUCGUCCACGGGGAUGAUUAUCUCAAUGUGUGAGGAAGUCAUGGAGCCCUCGAUCCAGGUCCCUAAGGCCAUGGUCAUCACCGUCCUCAUAAACACCGUCGCCGGCCUGGUCAUGCUCAUCCCCCUCGUCUUCGUCCUUCCUGACAUUCAGAUGCUUGUCAGCCUCGCCUCGGCCCAGCCCGUACCCACCAUCAUUAGGGACGCCGUUGGCUCCCCCGGUGGUGCCAUUGGUCUUCUCAUGCCCCUCAUAGUCCUUGCCAUUAUAUGCGGUAUUGGCUGCACUACGGCUGCCUCCCGCUGCACCUGGGCUUUCGCCCGUGACGGUGCCAUCCCCGGCGCCAAGAGGUGGAUGGCUAUUGACAAGAGGCUCGAUAUCCCUCUCAACGCCAUGAUGCUCAGUAUGGCCGUCCAGCUUAUCCUCGGCCUCAUCUACUUUGGCUCCUCGGCCGCCUUCAACGCCUUCUCCGGUGUCGGUGUAAUCUGCCUGACAGCUGCGUACGCCACUCCCAUUGCCAUCAGCCUGGCUACCGGCCGUAAGCAGGUUAAGAAUGGACUCUACUACAAAGGAACUCUUGGCCUUGUGUGCAAUAUCAUUGCUCUCGCCUGGUCCGCCUUUGCUAUUCCUCUGUUCUGCUUCCCCUCCGUGAUCCCCGUCCAGGCAACCACCAUCAACUAUGCACCCGUCGUAUUCGUUGCUGCCUGCCUUGUUUCCGGUAUUUGGUACUGGGUCUGGGGUUUUGACAACUACGCUGGCCCCCCUACCAAUGAGGAUGAAUAG
Molecule: messenger RNA, 1605 nt
Organism: Geosmithia morbida
Lineage: Eukaryota; Fungi; Ascomycota; Sordariomycetes; Hypocreales; Bionectriaceae
Product: Amino acid transporter
Exons: 5
Coding region: 1-1605 (534 amino acids)
Biological process (GO): amino acid transport; transmembrane transport
Cellular component (GO): membrane
Molecular function (GO): transmembrane transporter activity
Source: RefSeq, a predicted model, not a curated record